Epinephelus moara (kelp grouper) is the source of this 1134-nucleotide messenger RNA. Its product is annotated as sulfotransferase 2B1-like. Gene Ontology annotation, molecular function: sulfotransferase activity. Gene Ontology annotation, cellular component: cytoplasm. Lineage: Eukaryota; Metazoa; Chordata; Actinopteri; Perciformes; Serranidae. Bases 92 to 955 code for a protein of 287 amino acids. The record is from RefSeq and is a predicted model, not a curated record. The transcript is spliced from 6 exons. Gene Ontology annotation, biological process: sulfation.
UUGCAAAAUCUGUUUCUGCGUGGCAAGCAAGGGGAAGAGAGACAGACAGAGACACGGAGCACAGCCGCCUGUCUUCUGUGUGCCUUUAACUAUGACUGAGGCAGAGCUGUACACGCAGUACAGAGGGGUCCUGGUGCCCUCAGCUGUGCACAGUCCACAGAGCCUGAAAUACUACGAAGAGUUUACCUUCCGCCCGGAUGAUAUCAUCAUUGCAACGUAUCCCAAGUCUGGUACGACUUGGAUGCAGGAGAUUGUCCCUCUGAUCAUGAGUGGAGGAGAUCCAGCUUCUGUUGAGACUCUUCCUAACUGGGACCGUGUUCCCUGGCUGGAGGAGAACCGGGCCUGCAACCUUAACCUUGAAGAGAGGCCAUCUCCACGAAUGUGUACAACACAUUUCCUGUACAACAUGAUGCCUCCAUCUUUCUUCAAAGUGAAGCCAAAGGUUAUCUAUGUGAUGAGGAACCCCAAAGAUGUGUUUACAUCUUUGUUUCACUACCACGGGAUGGCAUCCUUCCUGUCAAACACAGGCACACAGAAUGAAUUCCUCCAUAAGUUCCUCGAUGGAAAAGUCAUGUUUGGCUCAUGGUUUGAUCAUGUGAAGAGCUGGCUGAAUGCUGAAGAUAAAGAGCACAUCAUGUACAUCUCCUAUGAAGAGAUGAUUAUGGACCUGAAGGACUCUGUGGCCAGAAUCGCUCAGUUCUUGCAGAAAUCUCUGGACACUGAGGUGAUAGAGAAGAUAGCAGACCGAUGUUUGUUGAAGAACAUGAAGAAGAACAACAUGUCAAAUUACUCUGUUGUUCCUCGUGAACAGAUGGACCAGACAAAGUUUGAUUUUCUCAGGAAAGGGAUUGUUGGAGACUGGAAAAACCAACUAACAGUGGCAGAAGCAGAGUACUUUGAUGCUGUUUACAAAGACAAAAUGAAAGAUGUCAAAUAUAAAUUUGUAUGGGAUUAAAACUAACGAAUAAAAGUCUUUUCACUAUAUUGUGAUGCACCAAAAUCUUAUUAUCUUUCUCACUGACAGACCAUUAGAGUCUCCCCUCUUAUUCUUUAAUGACUGUCAACGGUUUUUGCAUUUUUGUGUCGGCCACCAUAGUUAGCAGCCCCUUCAUGAUGAGAGCAUCAGAGUAACAC